Messenger RNA from Moneuplotes crassus, 584 nucleotides. NCBI's taxonomy places the organism in Eukaryota, Ciliophora, Spirotrichea, Euplotida, Euplotidae. The record is from the annotation of a GenBank genome assembly.
UGUAAGAAAACUAUCUUUAGAGUACUUCCUGGCUAUUUCUGACCUCCAAAAUGUCGAUGAUAGAGUGGAGACGUGUAGAUAUCAGCAUUGGUAUUAACUCUUGGGACUGGCCGGAGAUUCGUUUGAGAGCUAGUAGUUGCUUUGGUCUCUCUAGGUUUGACAUGCUUAGCUUCCUCCUUGGGAGCUGAGAAUCUAGAUGAAGCUUUAUGAGGUUUAAACACAGUGACAAUUUCCUUGGUAUUCGUCUCGAAGACCUUCUUUUCAACAAUACCUUCGUCUCCCUUAGUGUGAGCUUCAUUACUUUCCUGGUAUCUGUGCAGACGAGUGACUGUACUCUACCUUUUUAGAUUUCUCACUUUUAGUAAUGAGACCAUUAGAGGCUGCCUUUGGCUUUUCGUUCGGUAUUUCCCUCUUGUCAUUUCACCCUGGUUUGGCUACUGGAGCGAUGCAGUCCCAGUAUUCCAUUUUGUCCUUGCUCUUGUAGUUUGGCUGUUUGCGACGUCUUUUCCCCUUUUUCACAGAGAUACAAUAUGAGUGCCAUGCGUUGUAAUUGCUAGGUUGAUUGGAAAAGUAUUAAAGUUAUU